Messenger RNA from Danio rerio (zebrafish), 2191 nucleotides. NCBI's taxonomy places the organism in Eukaryota, Metazoa, Chordata, Actinopteri, Cypriniformes, Danionidae. The record is from RefSeq and is a predicted model, not a curated record.
GGUUGUUUGCCUGUGACCUUUUCCUUUGCCGCUCUCUUUUUCUGCAACACACGCGUUUAAACAGGAUGAGGCAGAAACACACAAGAUCUGAUAGAAAGAGGCAGCAAUUCACAUCCUGCAAUUGACCAUGGACUUUGACUACCAGAAGAUUAAAGAUGCUGAAUUCCAACAGAGAGAAGAGAGACUGGGUGACUUUGCUAUCCACCAUCCAGUCCCAAAACCCCGUCCAUCUGUAGCUACAGAAAAUCAUCUCACUCCCAAAAAACCUCCAGUAAAACCCCGGCGGAGCAUUAAGGGUCGUCCCACAACACAGCAAGAGGCUGAUCAAUUAAACCAGGGCCAGCAGAAGGAAAAUGAGACGGCGGUAAAGCGAAUAGAUCCUGCACUGGUUUUGGGUCCCCCGAGGCCCCUGGAGGCUCUGUCUCCAUGUCUGCGUGCGAAUACUUUGCUGUGGUUUGAAAGAACGCAGCUGCCUCGACUGCAAACACCCGGACAACCUCUGCCCUGUUGGCUCCAUGGUUUCGCUACACGCAGGGAAGCGGAACAGCUGCUACAGGAUAAACCACUAGGGUGUUUCCUGUUGAGACUCAGCGAGUCAAAAAUCGGCUUUGUGCUGUCUUACAGAGGUGAGGACCGGUGUCGUCAUUUCAUCAUUGAAGAGGAGGAGAGUGGAGCAUUUGGUAGUGUGUAUCUAAUUGCUGGAGAAAGCAGCCAUCAUAAAAGCCUGGAGAACCUGAUCAGCUACUACACCCAAAAUCCUGUGGGGCCCUUUAAUGAGUUGUUGACUGUGCCUUGUACGCAGCCUUAUGUGGGCAUUGAAGAGAUUGAGAGAUUGAGGAACAAGGAAACAGAGGUAAAUGGGAAAGCAACAGAUCAAGAGGAGAAGACCAAACUGCCCUUAGCCAUUGGUCCAGCCGUUUUAAAUCAAUUACCCACAAACCCACCCAAUCAGAUCACAUCUGCUACAGGAGAGACUGUGCAGUAUGCAGCAAUAAGAAAGCCACUGAAAAAGACUCUCUCACUGCCAGAGUGCAAGUGUGUAGCUGAAACAGCGCCUCCUGUCCUGGAAAAUGGCACUGCUGAGCCUGCUGAAAGACCCUCAAAUCCUAAUUUAACUGGAGAUCAAGCUCAUACUGUGGACGCCCCAUAUGCUAGAGUUAAAAAACUUCCAAAAGCAGUAUCAGAAAAUACCUCCAACAUAAGCACCGACCCUGACCUACAGGGAGCGACGGCAGCUUUCACCCCUCCAUCCAUCCCAAACUUUGACUCAACAGCAGACCCCAAAUACUGGCAACUGGAGCCCCUGCACACCUAUGAGGAGACCCCGUUCACACACAGCCGCCCAGAGGACAUUGACUGCUAUGCUGUGGGGUGGAGAAGGCAAGCGAAUGAAGAUGCAGUAAACCUUCUAAAGAAUCAUGAAUAUUCGGAAGUGAACAUCAAGGGUGCUCAAGAAGGCAACGCUGUGCCCAGACCCGGACCUAGUCUUCCUCUUAGACCACCUCCAAGAUCUACUCAUGGCCCUUUGCGACCGGAGAUCACAGCACAGAGUUUUGGUGUAUCCCCAAUGAUGGCUCAGCCCCAGUACUCUGGUUUUCAUCAUUCAGAUCAGCCACGUCUGGAUGCUUCCUCCAACUCCAUUUAUGAACAGAUUCCAGAAAGAUCUAGACCACCUCUGCAGCCCCUAAACCCCAGACGCUGACCUCAAGACUGUAUAGAUCUCAUAUAUAAUAUGAGAUUAUAUAUAUAUAUAUAUAUAUAUAUAUAUAUAUAUAUAUAUAUAUAUAUAUAUAUAUAUAUAUAUAUAUAUCAGACAACAGCACAUACCAAAAUUAUGCAUUUGUGACACAGGACCACAAAACCAGUGUCAUAUUACUCCAUAUGGGUAUAUUUUCCUUUUAUGACAUCAAAUGAAAAUGAAGGUAAUAUAUUUUGUAAAUUUUCUAUUGUAAAUAGAUUAAAGCUCUAAAACAUUGGUAAGAAGUUCAUAUAAACAGCUUAAAAGGCAGAUUCUAGAUAUUCAAACAGUGUUAUCUUUGCCAAAUAUUUUUUCACAUGCAGACAAUUGGAAAACCUAUUUAUUCAGCUUUCAGGUGAUGUAGUUUAAAAAAAAAUGACACUCAAAUAUAACCUGUAUAUACAAUUGUACAUGCAUAGGUAACACUUUGCAAUAAAAGUACAUUAAUAAUGA